GGAAGGAAAAAAGAGCGAGACUCUGCUGAGCAGCUGGAUGGUCUGGUUGUUUGAAACGCUCCAGCAGCAGAACCGUGUUCCUCUUGUGUUGCGUUGUGACAAGCAGUGCCUUCCUGCUCCUUGCAAGGUUCUAAGUUCAUCCUCUAGGGAGGCGAAUCAGAAAUGGACGACUGCAUGGAGACCCUGAAAGAUGAAGAAGAUGCCCUAUGGGAGAAUGUGGAGUGCAAUCGUCACAUGUUGACCCGGUACAUCAACCCAGCCAAGCUGACCCCUUACUUGCGCCAGUGCAAAGUCAUUGAUGAGCAAGACGAGGAUGAGGUGCUCAACUCACCAAUGCUGCUCUCCAAGAUUAACCGAGCAGGUCGACUGCUGGACAUCCUUCACACAAAAGGACAGAGGGGUUAUGUGGUUUUCUUAGAAAGCCUUGAAUUUUACUACCCAGAACUCUACAAACUGGUGACAGGGAAGGAACCAACACGGCGAUUUUCCACAAUUGUUGUAGAAGAGGGUCACGAAGGCCUCACGCAUUUCCUGAUGAAUGAAAUCAUCAAGCUGCAGCAACAGGCCAAGACCAAGGAUGCGCAGCGCUGUGAGCUCUUGGCCAAAUCCCGCCAGUUUGAAGACGAGAGGAGGCAACUGAAGCUCAACCUGAAAGAGUUGCUGACCUUCCAGGAGAGGUACAACAAGAUGAAAGAGGAGCGGAACAACUACAAUGACGAACUCGUCAAGGUCAAAGACGAGAAUUACAACCUGGCGAUGAGGUAUGCCCAGCUGAGCGAAGAGAAGAACAUGGCAGUCAUGAGAAGCCGAGACCUCCAGCUAGAGAUUGACCAGCUGAAGCACUGGCUGAAUAAGGUGGAAGAGGAAUGUAAGCUAGAGAGAAACCAGUCCCUGAAGCUGAAGAACGACAUUGAAAACCGACCAAAGAAGGAACAAGUUCUGGAACUGGAGCGAGAAAAUGAGAUGCUAAAGACCAAGAUCCAGGAGUUGCAGUCUAUCAUUCAGGCUGGGAAACCUAGCUUGCCGGAUUCAGACAAAGCCAUUUUGGAUAUCCUAGAACAUGAUCGCAGAGAAGCUCUGGAGGAUCGACAGGAGUUGGUCAACAAGAUCUUUAAUCUUCAGGAAGAGAUCCGCCAUGCAGAGGACCUCCGUGAUAAGUACCUUGAAGAGAAACAAGAACUGGAGUUAAAAUGCUCAACUCUUGGGAAAGACUGUGAAAUGUACAAGCACCGCAUGAACACAGUGAUGAUUCAGCUGGAGGAAGUGGAGAAGGAGAGAGACCAGGCAUUCCAUUCGCGGGAUGAGGCACAAGCGCAAUAUUCCCAGUGCUUGAUCGAGAAGGAUAAGUACCGGAAGCAGAUCCGGGAGCUUGAGGAAAAGAACGAUGAGCUCCGGAUUGAGGUGGUCCGGAAGGAGGCCUGCAUCUUUAAUCUGGAGUGUAAACUGAGACGUCUCUCCAAGGACAACUGCUAUGAUCAGAGUUUGCCGAGGAAUCUUCCCCUCACAGUGAUUUCUCAGGUUCUAGAAACCCCCAGCCCCAAAAUCAAUGGCCAGGAGGCAGACGAUUCCUCGACCUCUGAGGAGUCUCCAGAAGACUGCAAAUUCUUCAUUCCCAAUCAACCGCGAAUCAGAAGGAUGAACCUGAAGGGAAUCCACCUGCCAAGAAUGAAAUCCCCCGUCAGUAUGAGCAAGGCAUCGGAUUUUCAAGCAGUCCGAGGACACGACGAAGACAAGGGCGAUGGCAGCAGCAGCCGCCACCCAGACACCAAUUCCUCUAAUCCCGUUUCCAUCAGCAACUCUGUGGGCAGCUGCGAAGUUGGCAAAAUUCAAACCCUACGGAAUCGCAACCCCAGUGUGAUGUCCACAACCCCCGAGCCUCCAGGGAAUGACUCCAUCCUCCGGCGUUGCAAAGAAGAUGCUUCACAUAGCCUGACUGAAGAAGAGAAUGACAGUUUUGGCUGCGAUGCCUUGGAGUUAGAAGAUGACUUUCAUGACAGGUAUUCACACGGACCAUCCUCAUUGCCCUCCUCCUCGUCUUCCCACCAGUCUGAGGGGCUAGAUCUUGAGCAAGUCAACUCCAUCUUCAGGAAAUUUUCUCUGGAGAGGCCAUUCCGUCCCUCAGUAACAUCUGUUGGACGCCUCCACAACACGUUCCACGCUGUCCAGCACUUCAUGUUGAACGGAGACAGCCUGAGCUCGGAGAUUACUCUGCUGGGGGGAAAUCUCAAUGGCAACUUUGUCAACUCUGUCAAACUGAACUCCCCAGCGGAGAAAGCCGGCCUCCGGGAAGGGCACCAGCUGCUUCUGGUGGAAGGCUGCAUCAAAGGGGAAAAUAUGAGUGUUCCCUUGGAUACCUGCACAAAGGAAGAAGUUCAUUGGACUAUUCAGAGGUGUAGUGGACCAAUUAUGCUGAGCUGCAAAUCGAACCACGAAGGCUAUAGGAAGCUGGUGUCCGAAAUCGAAGAAGGGUUGGUCAUAUCCGGAGACUCCUUCUACAUCCGCCUGAAUCUGAGCAUCACCAGCCAGUUGGACUGCUGCUCCCUGUCAGUGAAUUGUGACGAGAUACUGCAUGUUCUUGACACCAUGUACCAGGGGAAAUGUGAGUGGUUUUGUGCCAGAGUUGACCCCUUCACCGACAAGGAUUUAGAAACUGGAACCGUCCCCAAUUACAGCAGAGCCCAGCAGCUUCUGUUAGUGAAACUGCAGCGUCUGAUGAAUAAAGGCAGCAGGGAUGAGAUGGACAGUCCGUACAGUACACUCCGAACCCCCCGUAAUACACUGCAGCCAGAUGAGCUGACACCACCAAGUGACCCCAAAACCAGCCCUCGCCUCUCUCGAGCCAGCUUCCUUUUGGGCCAGCUCUUACAGUUUGUUAGCAGGUCUGAGAACAAAUACAAGCGCAUGAACAGCAACGAACGAGUCCGCAUCGUCACGUCGAAAGACGCCCGUGUCAGAACGGAGGGGCAUCCGGUGACAAAAGCGCUGCUUGACAGGUUUGAAGAGUUUGACUCAGUGAGUGAGAUCAAUAAGGGCUUCAGCCUGAUUCCAUAUAGCUCAGUGAGACCCACCCACUGUGACCGUCGUCGCCCCGUCCUCUUCAGCCCCACAGUGCUCUCCAAGGCCUUCAUUCAGAAGCUUCUCAACUCUGGAGGGGCCCUGGAAUUCAACUUAUGCAAGCCAGAUAUAAUAACAAAAGAAGAAUUCUGGAGAAGACAAAAGACAGAAACAAUCAUAUAUUCCCGAGAAAGGAAUCCGCACACCUAUGAAUGCAUUUUUCCUGCCAAUAUUGAUGCAGUUGCUGCCAAGAACAAACAUUGCCUGCUUGAAGCUGGAAUCGGCUGCACAAAGGAUUUAAUCAAAGCCAAGAUAUACCCCAUUGUUCUCUUUAUUAAAGUCUCAGAAAAAAAUAUCAAGAAGUUCAGGAAGUUGCUCCCAAAGCCAGAGGUAGAGGAUGAAGUAUUACGGAUGUGCCGUCAGAAUGAAAAAGAACUGGAAGGCUUGCCUUGCCUAUAUGCCUCCUUGGAAGCAGAUACCUGGAACAGCAUUGAGGACCUCCUCCGGAGCAUCAAGGAAAAGGUUUGGGAAGAACAGCAGAAGACCAUCUGGAUUGAUGAGGAUCAGUUGUGAAGCAUAACAGGGAACAACAGAGAACCUGCUGGUCACUUCAGAAAGCAGUGCUGGAGGCUCUGAGAUGCCUCUGAUGUAGAGCCCACCACCCAUGUUCCAUCUUUACCAACUGCUGGGGACUGAGCAUGAGACAGGAAUCAAAGGCUGUGAGUGCUUGGCAAUCAGCACCCCAGAUGCUACAUUAGAAUUUUGACCAGGAUUCUGCCGCUAGAGGGGUUGGCCAUUGUGCCACAGAUAUGCAUCUCUUCUGGAGCAGCACUGAAGGAUGGAGAUCUCGAAGAUAAGUUUGUACUAUAAACCUAUCUCUGCAGUUCUCAAACUGGGAAAUGGAGGCUCACACUAAGGGGGUUUUCACAGUUGCUAAGAAGGACUGGUGACUCCCACCAACAAAGUCUCUUUGGAGAGGUUGGUUCAACUUGAUGGGAGAGGGGGCCCAUCCUCAGGCCACAAAAGAAUGCAUUCCAUGGGAGAGGAUUCCAGGCUUGAUAGCAAAGCGACUCUUAUAUUUCACUACAAAAUAUAUAUCAAUUUUGUGCCAGUUUGUCAUGACUUUCACCAAGGAACCUUGGGAAUUAUCAUGUAGGAAACGGCUUAGAAUUCUCUGUUUGAGAUCCCUAACCACUUUUCCCUUUCUUUACAUGGCUUUACGAUUUCCAGAGUUUGCCCAGGACUGAGAAUGGCCAUUAUAUACAACUGUGCUGAAUACUCUUCAGUUUCAAUUUUCAGAUAGAACGUAGUAAUCUUAGAAAGAUAGAAAUGUUUCCUGAAAAAGAUUUCAAUUAUACAGCUAUUCACCUUUUUUCAACCCUGUUCAGAUCCAUAGUUUCCUGUAACAACUGAUGCUGCUUUGGCACCAUCCCCCAUGCCAAAUACUGCCGCAUCCUCCCAAUAAGGGACCACCCAAUAAGGGAUCAUGGAAUCAAGAGGAGGUGUUACACCUCUGUGCUCCCACACAAUCAGGGAUCACAUAAUGCAGGAUGAUGACCUGACAUCUCUACAUGGCCAAUCAAAUAUGACUAUGGGAUGACACCGCUGAGGUCCAUGGAGAGUAGGGCAAUGCAAAUGAAUAGAUGAAUUUUUUCUCAAGGAGUGCUGGAAACUUGCUGCCAAGGGGAGGCGUUUCUCAGCAGUGCUCCUGUUAAACCAGCUUAAGUCCAUAGUGUAGAUGUGCCAUUAGCCUUAGAAAUGUUGGUUGUCUGUAGUGUCAAAAGAACAGUCCACCAGGCCCUCCUGCCAUGAGCUUCUACGCCUCAAUGGGGCUUACAUGGGUCUAAAAUAAAUUGAGGUUGCACAGCUGUGCCUGGCAGAUUGUGUCCUAUGCCUGCAGCAGACGAGGACUGUUUAAAUCCAGCCCUUUGAAGAAUACAGAUUGCCGGGGGCUUUGUGGCUGGCAGCUAGAACAAUUCCCCCACUUGAAAAUCUUAAAUUAAGCAGUGAGUUUUUCCACAUACCCAUAGCAAACUGCCUUGUCACUUGACAUAUUUUGUUCUAUAAAAACAUUUAUGAGCACAUAAAAAUAACAGUCUCUCUCUCUCUCUCUCUAAUAAAUUGCACCAUUGGAAA
Messenger RNA from Rhineura floridana, 5190 nucleotides. RefSeq names its product caspase recruitment domain family member 11 (gene CARD11). The record is from RefSeq and is a predicted model, not a curated record. Gene Ontology annotation, molecular function: protein binding. The coding region runs from base 163 to 3627 and encodes 1154 amino acids. NCBI's taxonomy places the organism in Eukaryota, Metazoa, Chordata, Lepidosauria, Squamata, Rhineuridae. The transcript is spliced from 24 exons. Gene Ontology annotation, biological process: regulation of apoptotic process; positive regulation of canonical NF-kappaB signal transduction.